AUGAUCGAUACAGAAUUUGUGGAAGUCCUCGCAUUCAGGCAAAGCCACAUGUCGUUUUUUAGCAAGUCGGAUCUAAUGUUUGUGUGUAUGCUAAAACCAAUAUCAUUUGAGAUCGAAAAGCAAGAUUCAGAGAUUGAAGCAGCUAAGUGGAUGCCUGUUGAAGAAUACGCCAACCAGCCCUUUGUAAAGAAGCGCAAAUCCUUCGAGUAUAUUGCUAAGAUAUGCAUAGAACGGAAAGAUAACAAAUAUGUCGGCUUCACUGCAUUAUCUACAGCAAAGGCUACAUCUGCCACGAGCAGCUAUUUGUAUUCUCAUCAUCAUGAGGAGUAA
Molecule: messenger RNA, 330 nt
Organism: Lactuca virosa
Lineage: Eukaryota; Viridiplantae; Streptophyta; Magnoliopsida; Asterales; Asteraceae
Source: the annotation of a GenBank genome assembly